Messenger RNA from Exophiala bonariae, 1587 nucleotides. RefSeq lists its product as uncharacterized. Bases 1 to 1587 code for a protein of 528 amino acids. The record is from RefSeq and is a predicted model, not a curated record. Gene Ontology annotation, molecular function: transmembrane transporter activity. The transcript is spliced from 3 exons. Gene Ontology annotation, biological process: transmembrane transport. NCBI's taxonomy places the organism in Eukaryota, Fungi, Ascomycota, Eurotiomycetes, Chaetothyriales, Herpotrichiellaceae.
AUGGCAGCCAGCCAAGUUCGACAAGAUGCAGGGAAGAACCAUCCAUUUCCAGCUAAGCAACUACUCAUACUUGGCCUGUGCCGUCUGUCGGAACCCAUAGCAUUUAUCUCGAUCGUUUCUUACAACUUUGCAAUGGUGAAGGACAUCAGAGGCUCGAACAACGCAUCAUUUUAUGCUGGUCUGCUAGUUAGUGCUUUCGCCAUGGCCGAGGCCACAACAGCAGUGAUGUGGGGUGCCUUGUCUGAUCGGAUUGGAAGAAAACCCGUCAUCAUUAUGGGAUUAACUGGUACUAUAAUCUCCAGCUUGAUAUUUGGGUUUGCUACAAAUUACUGGGUUGCUCUACUCGCGCGAUUUCUUGGUGGCUUUUUGAACGGUAAUGUCGCUGUUCUCCAAACCAUGGUUGCGGAGAUAGUAAAGGACCCUCGACACGAGCCCCGCGCAUACUCAAUUCAACCUUUUGCCUGGAGCCUUGGCUCAAUAGUUGGAUCUGCCUUGGGAGGAUAUGCUGCACAGCCAGCUCGCUUUUAUCCCGAAUAUUUCGCUGCUACUGGGAUUUUUGGCAAAUUUCCUUAUCUACUGCCCAAUUUGAUCGCGGCUGCAUGUAUCUUUGUUGCGAUCUUGCAAGCAGCACUCUUCCUGGAAGAGACCAAUCCAGGAAAGAUCCAAGGUCUAGGGGCAGAGCGCGAGACUGAACAGUCGAUUGCCGACGAACGAACCCCACUGUUCACACCCAAGACAAAAGAGCGUGGCAGGCGACCGUCGUAUGCCUCAGCAAGCCUACCAACAUUGACUGAGCCGAAUUUUGAUGUCCGACGACCCUCCUUCGCUGGUUCCAUCGUGUCUUUCACUAACAAAGCCGAGAUCAUCAUAAUCGAGGAUUGUAUCGAGGACGACCAAGCAACCCAAUCUGAUGCCUCGACGAUCUCCGACGUAGUGACUGGUGCUCCAAUGUUAUGGGUUAUUGCUAUUGCUCUCAUGAGUUUUCAUCAAAUGGCGUUCAUGUCUGUGUUCCCAAUAUUCAUCCUCGACAUUCCUCAGAAAUUAUACGGUGUGGACCUGAAAGGUGGUCUGGGACUUACUGUUCAUGAUACCGGCCGAUACAUGACGACAAAUAGUCUUUGGUCCUUGGUCGUUCAACUCCUGAUUCUACCAGUUUUCAUGCAAAAGAUGGGUCUAUGGCGAACAAUUCUGUGCUUGACAUUUGUCUGUCCAUUUGUGGACAUUCUCAUGUCGCUCAUCACUGUCUGGCCACGACCAGAACUGGCGGUCUACUUUGUGUUCGCAUUACAGGCGUUCUGCAACAUCAUCAUUUAUCCAAGCCUGCUCAUCAUGUUGAAAAAUGCAACACCUCGACGGAAGCUGGGUAGGAUUAAUGGACUGGCGGUCUCAGCGAGUUCAACAACAAGAAUGAUAGCACCCCCGCUGAUCGGUAUUGUUUAUAGCUGGCUUGGUUCGGCAGGGGCAUGGUGGACCAGUGCUCUAGUCGCUGUGCUUGCAUUGGCACAACUUUGCCUGAUUAACCGAUCUAACGAGGACCAUGAGGAGCCUGUUGAUGAAGUCGCUCAGUCUGAGCAAUCUACUGUGUAG